CAUGCAGAUGGAAUAUGUAUGUCAUUUCUUUAAUUUUUGAAAUGUCUUUACAGCUGUAAAAGUUCCUGAUUUAUAUAGAUUUAUUUUUGGAUUGGCACUGCAGUGUAUAUAGCAAAUAUUAUUUAUACUGAGAGCACAUAAAUGAAAUUGAAAAUCUAUUUUUUUCCCCCCAGAUAUGACAACAUGACAAACAAGUACUAUGCUUUAAGAGUCAUGAGUCAUGUGCAUCAAGGAGCAUGCAGGCGCGAAUGGGAGGAGUUUGUUGCCCGUCCAUCAGCUGAGCAGAGCCUUGAAGUUGGUGCAAUCCUGAUGGCUCGUUGGUUUCAGCCACACGCUGACAUUAGCAUAAAACAGAUGACCAAUGUGAUUGACGAUAUAGCUGAGCAGUGCCGCGAACAGCUGCGAAUUAACCACCCUGAUCAUCCAGCCCUCUCUGUGCCCUUAACACCCCCUGGAGAAGUCCUAACGGAAUCGCGCUGGUCCUAUGAGAAGACAAUGCAGCUGUUUAAGUGUAUUAAUCACAUCCUUUAUUAUCAAAUGAAAAUGACUGGUAACAGUGAAGAUUAUUAUAAUCUCAAGAAUUCAUUAAUAAAUGAAGUGCUCACUUCCAAGAAAGGUAUACCGAUCUCACUAAGCAUUAUAUAUAUGGCUGUAUGCCACCGCCUCGGCAUAUUGCUCGAACCUGUAAACUACCCAUCACACUUUGUCAUGAAAUGGAAGAUGCCCAGUGUAGAUGAUUAUGAAUACAUAGAUGCAUUCAACAAAGGAAGGCGGCUAACAGGACGAGAAUUGUUAAAGGAACUUCCUCUUGGGUCUGUAUGCGACCAAGUACUUCUUACAACCUGUGAUGCAAUGUCAGUCUUCCAACGCAUGAUCAGGAACAUCAUGAACGUGGCGCAGAUGCAGGCUCAUGUUUCCGACCACAUGGAGUUGUUCUGCUCAGCCACGGAACUCAUGAGCCUUCUUACUCCUAAUGAUCGCAGCAUCCAAGAACUGUUGCUAAGAAUAUACUACACUUUAGAAAUACACUACGACCGCAUCGUGGCUGGAUGUCAUCGCUUACUGACCCAAGGACCUUCAACAAUAAUAGAGGAGAUGCUUGCAGACUGCGAGCGCAUUCUGGAAAGCCAGAAGGUUGUGCUGAGACCCAUUAGCCCUAAUCCAAGAUACAGAGAAGUUUCCUUUGCCAUUGGAAUGGUUAUGCAGCACAAGCGUUACCACUACACAUGCGUGAUCUUUGGCUGGGACAGGGAGUGCCGGAUGCCAUCUGACUGGGUGCAGCGAAUGGGGGUCUAUAAUCUCCUGUAUAAGACGAAACAGCCAUUUUACAAUGUACUGGUGUAUGAUGGCUCACACAGAUAUGCUGCACAAGAGAAUUUGGAAAUUGCACCAGAUCCCAGACCCAUAACGCACUCAGAUGUUGGCAAAUAUUUCAAGAAGUUCAACGGAACGCACUACAUACCCAACACAGAACUCGAGCAAGAGUAUCCAGAAGACGAACCUGUUAGAAAUGAACUGCUUCUAACUCGGGGAUGGUUAUAGCAUUAUAAUGAUAUCUUGCUACAGAGCAUUUGUUGGGAUUAACUCAUUAAUGCCAAUGUGGAUGUAUGCAUGCAUUAUUGAUGGUGUUUUUUUAUUUUUUUUAAAUUUUUACUGAAACAUAGAUGGUCCAGAAGCACUUAGUGACAACUUGACCACAGUAAUUACCUUUCCUUGAAUUUUUUUGAAGGGAGAUUCUUAUAUAUAGUACUAUUAUUAUUGUUAAUGCUGUUAUAAUGACAGUGAUGAUAACAAUAGUGUUCACAGCAAUAAUGAUAAUAAUAACAAUAAAAUUUCAAGGAGUAGAGGAAACAGGCAAGAUCAGAUAGGCAUAGUAGUUGACUCCUUGAUGACUAAAAACGUAUGAAGCCAUCUAUGGAUAUUCAAAAUUGAUAAAAAAAUAAAUAAAAAAACACUGUGGAUAGUGCAUGUACCUGUUGCCAGUAAGUUAAAAAUAAGUUUUGUUUGUAACACAAACAAAUAUGUCUGUGUACGAUUUAUCCCUCAGUCCAAAGAGAGUUUUAUUGUAUCUUUUGUCACGAAGUCCAAAUAUUAAGGUUCUUUUAUAAGCAUUUAAAGUGUCCUCAGAAUACUGCCAUUAUCAAUGAAAGUAUCUCAUGUGAAUUGAAUAUGUUCUUUUUUAUGUUGUUGUCUUUAGAAAACAACAUAGAGACCUUAUUUCUUACCUUCUCAUGUGUCUCACUGAUCCUCAUAAUAUAUACGACUGUAACUCAGGAAAAUUCAUUAGCAAUCGCUGUUAAUGCAAUAGUUACAGAGAAUGUAGAAAAAUAUGUGCAAAUCUGUCUAAGUGAGUGAAUUAAGUAAGCAUGUCUAUGUGUAUGGGUGUGGAAGCGAACACAGAAUUUUUUUUUUUUUUUUUCUUUUUUUUUCUUUUUAUCAUGAUAUUUACAAAAACAUAAAGCCAUAGAUUAAAUAAGUUUUCUGUUAAUGGUACCCUCAGUUUUCUUUAUUGACAAAAACUGUAAUAUAUGUCUAAGUUAUAUAUCAAAGUAGUGUAAAUUAAUGUGAACUAUAUUUAAUAUUCCCAGAAUAUAAUAGAUUAUUUAACAUUUCUUUGUGUAUUUUGUGAAUUUAGAUUGUUUGCAUUUAAAUUUUUUUGUUUAGUGUGUUUUAUCCCCCUUUUAUUCUAUAUUCUUCGCACUCUAAAAAUAAUUAUAUUAAUCUUAAUAUCGUGUGAACAAUAUCUUGGAUAUUCUUUGUAAUAAAUGAGCUAAGAGUACUGUUAAAAUAAUGCUUCUUAGAAUUCAUUAAUCUAGGCCUGAAAGAUUUUGUAUAUAGGAUUAAAAACAGUAAUAAACUUAACAGUUCUUGUUAACUAAGUCAUAUGAAAAUAUAUUUAGUUCUUGUUUUUUACUAGAAACCCACAAACUGAAACUGAAUAGAGCAUUUUGAGUUCAGAUAUGUCAAAGGCAGUGACCUGUAAUGUAAUAAAUUAUUGUUGAUUUAAU
Penaeus indicus is the source of this 3008-nucleotide messenger RNA. RefSeq names its product F-box only protein 21-like. Lineage: Eukaryota; Metazoa; Arthropoda; Malacostraca; Decapoda; Penaeidae. The record is from RefSeq and is a predicted model, not a curated record. Bases 142 to 1542 code for a protein of 466 amino acids. The transcript is spliced from 7 exons. Gene Ontology annotation, molecular function: DNA binding.